CCCUCUGUGUCCCCUUCGUCAACAAGCACAGAGACAUACACACCGAAUGGCUGCUCCUUCGCUCUCCCAAGCCUCUCUGGUUCAGCCGAAGCCUUCUUCCUCCUUCAUAGCCCGCCAAACCCCCCGCCUAUUUUCCCCCCAACACCUUUCUACUCGCUCUUCAUGUGCUUUCCUUGUCAACAGACGAAAUGGGUUCGUCGCAAAAGCUUCAUUGGCGGCCGUGACCACCCAAUCAAGCUCCAACUCCCCGGUUCCCAGCAAAAAGUCCACCAGCCCCAUCAUCGUCAUCGACAACUACGACAGCUUCACCUACAACCUCUGCCAGUAUGUGGGAGAGAUAGGAUGUUACUUUGAAGUUUACCGGAAUGAUGAAGUAACAGUGGAGGACUUGAAAAGGAUGAAUCCUAGAGGAGUCCUGAUAUCCCCAGGGCCAGGUACCCCCCAAGAUUCUGGGAUUUCGUUGCAAACUGUACUGGAACUUGGACCUACCAUACCUCUAUUUGGCGUGUGCAUGGGUUUGCAGUGCAUUGGAGAGGCAUUUGGAGGGAAGAUUGUGCGUGCUCCUUCUGGUGUCAUGCAUGGAAAGAGUUCUCUCGUACAUUAUGAUGAGAAGGGGGAAGAAAGCUUGUUCAUUGGGUUAUCAAACCCAUUCACUGCUGGUAGAUAUCACAGCCUUGUGAUUGAGAAGGAAAGUUUUCCUGAUGAUGAACUUGAGAUUACCGCUUGGACAGAGGAUGGACUGAUAAUGGCUGCUCGUCACAAGAAAUAUAAGCAUCUACAGGGGGUUCAGUUCCAUCCAGAAAGCAUUAUAAGCACCCAAGGCAAGAUAAUUGUCCGCAAUUUUGUGAAACUGAUAGAAAAAAAGGAAGCGGAAUCUAAGAAUUGAGGGUGUUGGAUGUCACAGACAAAGAGUACUUGAGCCAUGUAAUAUAUCAUCAUAUGCAAUAAGACUAAAAAGUGCAGUUUCUGUACUUUAUUUUC
Messenger RNA from Corylus avellana, 981 nucleotides. RefSeq names its product anthranilate synthase beta subunit 1, chloroplastic. Gene Ontology annotation, molecular function: anthranilate synthase activity. The record is from RefSeq and is a predicted model, not a curated record. Lineage: Eukaryota; Viridiplantae; Streptophyta; Magnoliopsida; Fagales; Betulaceae. Gene Ontology annotation, cellular component: cytosol. Gene Ontology annotation, biological process: L-tryptophan biosynthetic process.